Messenger RNA from Striga hermonthica, 912 nucleotides. The record is from the annotation of a GenBank genome assembly. Lineage: Eukaryota; Viridiplantae; Streptophyta; Magnoliopsida; Lamiales; Orobanchaceae.
AUGAGAGCCAAAUCACAAUUCCCCAUCAACCCCAAAACCAUCUUAAUAUGUUCCUUUUUCCUCUUCCUCCUUUUCUUGAUCCUAAGAUCAACCUCCCCAAACUCACCCCAACAAAACCCCUCACUAAUCUCACUAUCAAAUUCCGAACAACAACAGCAGCAGCAACAACAGCAGCAGCAACAACAACAAAACUGUCCAACUGCCCCGAAUGAUCCCCCUAACCUAACCCCAACAUGCACCAAACUCCCGCCUUCACUAGCACACGCGCUCGUCCACUACGCGACCCAAAACAUCACCCCACAACAAACCCUCAACGAAAUCUCCGUCUCCCUCAAAAUCCUCGAGCGAAAAUCACCGUGCAACUUUCUAGUCUUCGGGUUGGGCCACGACAGCCUCAUGUGGGCCUCCCUCAACCACAACGGCCGGACCGUGUUCCUAGAAGAGGACAAGUCGUGGAUCGAGCAAAUAAAAAAGAAGGUCCCAUCCCUCGAGUCGCACCACGUCGUGUACAACACGAAGCGGACGCAAGCCGACGAGCUACUCGAGACGAGCACAAGGGACGAGUGCAGAGAGGUGAAGGACCCGCGUGUUUCAAAGUGCCCGCUCGCCUUAAAGAACUUCCCGGACGAGAUUUACGAGGUGGAGUGGGACUUGAUCAUGGUGGAUGCCCCGACCGGGUACUUUGACGAGGCGCCCGGGAGAAUGGGCGCUAUCUACACGGCCGGGCUAAUGGCAAGGAAUCGGGAGAGUGGGGAAACGGAUGUUUUCGUGCACGACGUGGAUAGGGUUGUCGAGGAUAGGUUUUCAAAGGCAUUGUUGUGUGAAGGGUACUUAAGGGAGGAAGAAGGGAGGAUAAGGCAUUUUACGAUACCGAGUUACAGGGCUCGUUCGGGCCGGCCUUUUUGCCCAUAA